Molecule: messenger RNA, 4882 nt
Organism: Aedes albopictus (Asian tiger mosquito)
Lineage: Eukaryota; Metazoa; Arthropoda; Insecta; Diptera; Culicidae
Gene: Cap-G
Product: condensin complex subunit 3
Exons: 6
Coding region: 188-4783 (1531 amino acids)
Biological process (GO): mitotic chromosome condensation
Cellular component (GO): condensin complex; cytoplasm; condensed chromosome
Source: RefSeq, a predicted model, not a curated record
AGUACAAAAUUCAAAAAAUAUCAAUAAACCGCUGCCAUCAAACGGGUAAACUGUCAAAACAAGAUUCGGAUGAUGCUAACAAAAACUUACCGCUAACGGCGUCACUCGUAAACAGUUUUCCAUAAAAUAGUUCAAAAGUGUCUGAAAUAGUGCGUGAAAUCGGUGUUUUACUGGAACAGAAGCCAACAUGCCACCCCGGAAACGUAAAAUCAAAGUGGUGGUACCGACCAGUUCGCCGGAAAAGGCCAAGUUCAGUGUAGUCGUCAUACAGACCAUUCUGAACGCGCAGGAAAGUGAAACCAGUCAUGUAAAGCUGAUCAAAGAACUGAAGAACAUCUAUCCCACGAUACCUCAUGAAUCGUUCAUGAAAUCCUUCAUCCAAUCGCUGAAAGGUGCCAUGCAGCAUGACGAAACCAACGAAUUCGCGAACAACCGACUGAAACUUUGUGCCAAGUUCAUUGCCGAUCCGGACCACAGCGAGCAGGAACUUACCCAUCCGAUCAUCAUCACCGCCUUCGAUUGGCUGCUGAAUACCAUCAGCCCGGCUGCAAUCGUCCGGUUCCGCAUCUGCCAGUUUGUCAAUCUGGUGCUGAAUGCGAUGGGACCGGAAGCCUCGUUAGAUGAUGACAUCUGCGACAAGAUCCUGCGCUACAUGUUGGAACGGAUGCGCGAUGUCGCUCCUAAUGUCCGUGUCCAGGCGGUGCUGGCCCUACAGCGUUUGCAGAACCCGGACGAUCCGGAAGAUUGCGUAUUUCGAACGUACAUCUACCACUUGGAUACGGAUCCAUCGCCGAAGGUUCGCCAGACGAUCAUAUCGUCGCUGGGUCGGAACUACCGAACCAUUCCGUACAUCAUCGAGCGCCUGUGGGACGUGGAGGAGCGUGUCCGGCGGCAUACGUACCUGCAGAUGAGCAGCUACCCGGUGAAGCAGUAUAAGGUUGCUCAAAGAUUGACGUUCCUGGAGCAAGGACUGAACGAUCAUUCGGAAUCGGUUCGGAAGGUGGUCAAGAACGUGAUGAUCCCGCAGUGGUUCGAGUCGUACCAAAAGGAUUACGUGGCGUUUGUGAAAGCGUUGAAGAUUGAUGCCGACGAGAAGGAGUUGGUGCGGUUCCGUAAUACCGGAAAGUUGGCCUUGUUCGAGAUUUUUUCAAAAUAUGGAAUAGCCGACGCAAUGACCAUGCUGGGUAUGCGCGAAGAUGAUAAAACGGUUCCGCUAGAGAAUUUAACCAUUGAGACGGCAGUUUGUUGGCAGGCGCUGUUGGAGUUCCUCCAAAAGACCGAGUCGGAUGAGUUGGACAACUUGAUGGUGGAUUUGUCCACGUUUUGUAACUACGUCAAAGUAUUUGCCGAAACACCAACUGCAUGCAACUACAUCCGUUUGCUGGCCGAAGAUCCAUCGAUGAUCACCGAUAAGCUGCAAAAAAUGUACUUCCAAUCGAUGCUGCAAAUCCUACUGGAGAUUGUCGAUUCGUACGACUUUGGUGACGAGUUUGGGCGCGAAACACUGAAGAAGAUUCUAGCGGAUGUUCUCUGCUGUUGCGAUCUGGACGAGGAUAACGUGAAGAUCAUCCUGUCGAUUUUUGAGCGUUUGAUCGGAGAUGUGGAAACGCGAUUCAAGUUCUUUGUCGAUUUGAUUAACAGUGUGCUGGAGCCCUCUCGGACGGAUGUUUCCAAUUCAUCCCGUUCGCUGGUGGAGGAAUAUUUGGAGAAGAAUCCGGAUAAGAGUCUCCAGAUGCAGAUCACCCGGCUACGGUUGACAAUCAUGGACCUGAAGGAGCAGGAAAUGGAAAAGGUGAAUCGGAAGGACUAUGCUGGAGCGCAGAAGGUCGCUGAAGAGCUGAACUCUGCAAAUGAAGAGUAUGCUACGUUGUUGAAACCGAUUCUGAUGGAGGUUUCUUCAACCAGUGAGGGAAGCUCGCUGUUUAGGGAAUCCAUGCUGAGACCUAAGAAGAUCACAAAUGCUACCAUCAAUAAGUGCUUGCAGAUUUCCUUUUAUCUGGUGAACAGUUCAACGGUGCAAUCAUUGACGCCGAUAGUGUGCGACCUGUACAAGACUUUCAUCAGUCGCUACGUGGAAUCCGCCGAGAUUGCCACCAGAGAUUGGGCUUUGCGUUGUUCCGUAGCGUUCAGCAUGUUGUACGAUGGACUGUCGAAAGAAACGUUCCAAUUGCUCUAUCAUCAGUUCUUCCGUAACCACUGCACUAGGAUCUGGCAAACCUCGAUCGAAGGAAUUUUCGAACUAAUGGAUCAUUACGGAUUUGAACAUUUCGAUGUCGAGUCGAAGAAGGACGAAUCAAGGAAAAACACGCGCCAACUCUUCAACACCAUGGACUAUUUGGACCAGGACGACGAUGCGAAUACCUCAAGCACCGGAACGGGGGUCGACUUGAUGCGAAUGAUGACACACUUUUUCGAAACCUGUGAGGACAAUGUCAUCUGUUCGGCUAUCGUGGACGGUUUCUGUCGGUUGAUCCUCCACGGUCACUGCACAUCCCAAGAUAUUAUGUCCAAGUUGCUGCUGAAGUAUUUCAAUCCCACCACCGAACCCAAAACGCAACAAAUCUUGGGCAUCUUCUUCGAGUGUUUGAUCAAGAAGAAACGUCAGGAAAUUCUACAGAAGGCAUUGCUUCACACACUGUUCACGAUUCUGGAGGCUCCCAAUGACAGCCCCCUACAGGAGGUGAAACCGGAACACGUGGUAAAGUUUGUCAUCGAUUCGACCAAGCCGGUGUUCUGCAGUCCGGGAUUGAAUCCGCACAAUACGAUCGCGAUAUCGUUUUUGCAGGUCAUGCUAGAUAAUCUCAACUACAAAGAUCUGCUGAAAUUACUCAGUAAAGAGUUAUUGACUCUAGAAAUCUCGGACGAUGCGGUACUCAAGAAUGAUAUCACCCACUGCAUCGAUCAGAUUCUCCAAGAGCAAACGCUCGAUCCUAAGAUUAUCAAGAAUCUCAAAGAUUUCAAAGAGAUGCUUCAGGGUACCUAUCGGGAGUCGCUCACAUUCUCCUCGUCGCGUGCUCCUCCAGCAGCUGCACCCGAAGAACAUGAUCCUGACCAUAUUUCGGAUCCCGAUGAACCUCCGGAAGCACCCUUGGACGAAGAAGAACCUCCCAAAGAUCCCAAGGAAGUACCUCAGAUCAAUAAAUCAUCUCUUCAGAAGGACGACAGUGUCCUUACUCAAUCGUCUCCGGCUAAAUCCGCUCCCGCCCCUGCUCCAGCUUCGCCCGUCGUUCCUCAAACCCCAACAACUUUCGGCUCUGACAACACAUCCGGAAUGAAAUCUCUGCGCAAAUCUAUGAACGUUUCGGACAGGAAUGUGGCCAGAGAAGUGUUCAAAGUCCCGGAUGCGAACGCUACUAAAAAGCUACGCCAAAAGCUACAGAAAGCAGCUGACAAAAAGACCAAACCCGAUAAGCAACCGGAAAAGGACGAAAGCGACGAAUCUCCCGCAUCACCUGAGAGCGAUGAGCCCGAACCGGCAGCGGAAGAAUCGUUUGCCAUUCCUUCGACGCAGGACAUUUCCGGAGUUUCGUCCAUCGACGGAGACAGGUCGAUACUGCAUCUGGAGAUUCCGGAAACGCAACGCCCCAUGGAAGGACAAAGCACUCCGAUCCAGCGGACGCCUACCAAGAGGAAGAUCUCCCACGGGAGUACCGAGGAGGAGGAAGAGGAGAUAGUUGAUUCAUCGCCCAAUGUCGUGACAAGUCGUCGGGAUCGCUCGAUGGUACGCCCUCCGGCAUCCGCAAAAUCGAUUGCAAAAUCGCAAAGUGCUGCCAAAGUGGAACAACCACGUACUCGCAAUACUGCCCGAAAGGAAAUCAUCAACACGAAAGUGAUGACCCGGAAGUCUCUCACGGACAUAACCGGAGGUAUCAAAGGAUCCAAACGAGGCAGCCUUACCGGAAUCGAACCCUUGGAAAGAAGCCCUCCAGUGCGAAGGAAAGAUCGCAGCUCCGGUGAGGGAAGUAAAAUGCCGGAAAAGUCUGCGAAAAAAGAUAGCAAAACGACGCCGGCUGUCGCAAAACUACCCUCGAAACGACUAGCAGCAGCAGCUGAUCAGGAGAAACCCGCCUCGGCAAACAAAGAAGCAGCUAAGGAAAAGGAACCAGCUGAAAAGUCCAAAUCGACGAUUAAAAAGCAGACAAAUACAGCUAAAAAGGCAGAAGAAGCUAAAACCGAUUCACCCGCCAUAAGAACAAGUAGAAGAAAUUUGAACAAAGACGACAGUAGUGCUACGUCCUCGUCGAAAAAGAACAGCGAAAAGCAGGCAGUCGAGAAGAAGACCCCUGCCAACAGUAAAAAAUCCGCUCCAGAAAAACCAAGUCCUACAGCAGUGCCUUCCGCCUCCAAGCGAACAACGCGAAAAUCCUCAGACAAAUCUAGCACCCCUUCUAGUGAGAAGCCGGAGAAAGGAUCGACUCGGUCUGCUUCCAAGCCCGUACCACCAGAGAAACCCACCUCCCGAGUCUCGCUAACGCGCCAAAAUGCCGUACAGGAAUCCGCAAGUUCGACGCCAACCGCGGCCAGCAAAUCGCAACCCAGCAGCAACAGCUCAACGAAAAAUCCUGUGAAACGCACCAUGUCCACCCGGGGAUCGAAAGGCAGCAUUGCUGGAUCUCCGGCGGCAUCGCUGUCCGUGUCGUCCAUCGGUUCGGAUUCUUCGACGAUGGCAAGCCCCGUGCGGCCCAAAAGGACGGCCGUUACCCCACUCAGUGGCGAAAGUGCCGUCACAACAAGAAGCACAUCCACCCCGACCCGGCCAGCUCGGAAAGCUGCCAAAAAAUAAAAUAGUGCGAAGAGUUUGUUUGUCAAUUUGAAAUAGGUUAAAUUUCCUUUUGUACGUAACUAACGCCACGAGGUCGUGAAAUAAACUAGUACACGGUUA